Aedes aegypti (yellow fever mosquito) is the source of this 775-nucleotide messenger RNA. It is a transcript of the gene mRpL30, whose product is annotated as 39S ribosomal protein L30, mitochondrial. Gene Ontology annotation, molecular function: structural constituent of ribosome. Lineage: Eukaryota; Metazoa; Arthropoda; Insecta; Diptera; Culicidae. The record is from RefSeq and is a predicted model, not a curated record. The transcript has 3 exons. Bases 124 to 684 code for a protein of 186 amino acids. Gene Ontology annotation, biological process: translation. Gene Ontology annotation, cellular component: mitochondrion; large ribosomal subunit.
AUUUAUUAUCAUUUUCGGACGAUUUUGACAUUCCGAUUUCAAUGUUUUGUUUGGGUUUUGCAAGCAGUCGACACAUUUUUUCGCGUUUCUCAGCCCGCAAUUUAGUUCUAAAGGAAAUAAAUCAUGUUCAAACGUAUUCUUUCGGCUUGCGUUAAUCACUCUAAACCAUCGCUGCUGGUUCGAAACUACGGCAAACACAACAAGAAAUUCCUGUACAAGGAUGGCGUGAAGGUGAACAACAUAUUCUACUAUCCCCGGGAAAACAACGAACAUUCUCUGCCGAAUACCGGUGAACCGUCGAAACUAUUCCGGGUGCGUCGGAUUAAACCGGUCAAGGGAUGUCCCCACUGGGAGAAGCGAAUCUUGAGGGACCUUGGACUUUAUGAGUCAAACGCGGUGGCAGUCGUGAAAAAUAUCCCAGAAAACAAUGCUCGCCUGUGGAAAGUUAAACACUUGGUUGAAGUUCUUCCUAUUCGUUUCCCGUAUGGUGAACCUACAGAGGCCGAUAUAAGCUACACUUUCCUCAAAGAAAAUGGUGAUUGUGUCGUAGUGAAGGACAUAACAUCUCGUGAGGCUCGCAAUGACCGGUUAGAAGCUGCCGUGAAGUAUUCGAAAACCGAAGAGAGGAUGGAUGGCGAAACGUUGCGGAAGGAUUCGCGACUGAAGUGGCUCAAUGCGUGGUAGUAGAUUUAUGAAAGGAUGUAAGAAUAUUAGCGAUGAUGCUGGAUGACCAAAAAAAUAUGGUCAUUAAAGCAUAUAUGUUUGCAUUGUUUAA